Molecule: messenger RNA, 1691 nt
Organism: Nicrophorus vespilloides
Lineage: Eukaryota; Metazoa; Arthropoda; Insecta; Coleoptera; Silphidae
Product: venom carboxylesterase-6-like
Source: RefSeq, a predicted model, not a curated record
UAUAAAGCAGAAUUACAAUAGUGUAUCUGAUUUGAUAAUAAACGCUUAUCUUAAGUGAACCGAUAAAAAGUAAAUCAUAUUAAUUUAAAAUCUCAUUUCGCUAAAUUCUCAGAACAGCACUACACAUAGGUUGCCAAUAUGUCUGAUCCAAUUGUCACCAUCAAACAGGGGGACCUGAAAGGUAAAAUAGACAAAGACCAAAAUGAUCAAGAUUACUACACAUUCCACGCUAUUCCGUACGCCAAACCACCGCUUGGAGAUCUCAGAUUCAAGGCGCCUCAACCGCCAGAAUCUUGGGAUGGAGUAAGAGAUGCAACCGAAGAAGGAAAUGAAUGUUUCUCAAGACAUCCAAUGUAUCAAAAGAAGUCGGUUGGCUCUGAGGAUUGUUUAAUAUUGAACGUCUUUACUCCAGAAUUGCCCACGAAUAAGAAGCAUCUGAAACCUGUGAUGUUGUGGAUACAUGGAGGAGGAUUCAAGUUUGGCUCAAGCAAAGUAGAAAUGCAUAGUCCUGAAUUCUUGAUGACUGGCGACGUUGUUUUGGUUACAGUUAAUUUCAGAUUAGGCAUAUUUGGAUUUUUGAGUUUCGAUGAUACAACUUUGAGAGUUCCCGGAAACGCGGGUUUGAAAGACCUGGUAAUGGCAUUGCGCUGGAUAAAGGAAAACAUUGAAAGUUUCAACGGGGAUCCAAAUAACGUAACAAUCUUUGGUGAGAGUUCUGGAGGAGCUUUGGUCCAUUAUUUGGUACUUUCACCAAUGGCAAAGGGUCUUUUUCAUAGGGCAAUUUGCCAAAGUGGCGUUGCUCUUAAUGUUUGGGCCAAGGGCACAAGAUGCAGACAAGAAUAUAUGAGACAUUUAGGAUACGAAAAUUGCAAAACCGAGAGGGAAAUGCUGGAAAUCUUACAAAAGGCAGACAAAAAGGAUCUAGUUGAUGCGCAUUGGAAAAUACCAGAUUUGAUGCAAGCUCACGCUGAAGCGCAUCGAGUAUUUGGACCAGUUGUUGAGAACUUUAAUCCAUAUGAAGAGGCGUUCUUGAGCGAUGAACCGUUAAACAUAUUAAAAUCUGGAAACUUCAACAAAGUUCCUAUGAUCUUUGGUUACACUUCAAGCGAAGGUCUCUUCUUUACGCUUUUUAAAGAACCGAUGAUAAGCGAUUUUGAAAUUAGUGUUCCGUACACUUUAAAAUUCCCAAGAGGGAGUCCAAUGUCUAAAGUCGUUGCUGAGAGAAUUAAGCAAUUCAUGAAGCGAUUCGUAAUCAAAUGGCAGUUUCGGAUCAGCCAAUAUUCCUUUAUAGGUUUUCAUGCAUUUCGCAACUGAACAUAUAUAAAGUAUUAGGAAAGCUUACCGAUAAAGGCGCUUGUCACGCUGACGAUCUUGGCUACCUUUUUAAAAUGAUGAUUACACCAGAGAUAAAACCUGGCUCAAUCGAAGAUAUCAGUAUGAAGCGUAUGGUUCAAUUUUGGACAAACUUUGCGAGGUAUGGCAAUCCAAAUCCACCUCAAACAAGCAAACUCUUCCCUGUAAAAUGGCCCAACGUCGAAAAGCAAGACCUUCAUUUUAUGGAUUUAGGCGAGAACUUGACUGUCGGCGUAAAUCCGGAAAGAGAAAGAAUGGAAUUCUGGGAUCAAAUUUACGCAAUGAGACCAAGCAAUAAUUCAAAACUAUAAAUAAAUACAUACAUUUUCAUAUUGAAA